This is a messenger RNA of Paramacrobiotus metropolitanus, 848 nucleotides long. RefSeq lists its product as uncharacterized. The transcript is spliced from 4 exons. The record is from RefSeq and is a predicted model, not a curated record. Lineage: Eukaryota; Metazoa; Tardigrada; Eutardigrada; Parachela; Macrobiotidae. The coding region runs from base 111 to 848 and encodes 245 amino acids.
GUAGAUUAUUUUGUUGUUUAGAAAAACUUCUGUACUUCUAGCAAGAGGCAUUAAGAACUGCUCACAUUGCAUCACGACUUUGUAUAGUUAAAAAAGAAAGAUAUGACAUUAUGUUCUUUUUUGUGAAAAAUGCUAAUCUACCGGUAACGUCUUUCUGCUGUUUGUGGUUGCUGUGGUUUGCCGGCCUGGCAUCCAGCUUGAAUAUCACUUUCGUUACAUACGGUUUCGGAAAUGUUUUUGGAAGAGGCAGUGGUACACGGCAUACUGCUGCUGGUUUGGAUGUGGCCAUCAGUGAAUUUAAUAACGGGCUAUUUUCUACGUCCAAGAAUUUAAAUUUAACAUGCAGUCAAGUAAUCCUGGAGAUAGCAAACGCCACAGACUGUAAAGAUGCCGAAGCCAACGCGAACAUGGUUGCAGACUACUACUACAAAAGAGCUUGGGACGAUGACAAUAUAAUGACCUUGAUUACAUCAGGAUGUGGGGAUUCCUUAAUUGUUGGUUCUUUGGCUGGAGAGUGGGAUGUUUUCAUGGCAGCCACCGCUUUUAGUUACCCCGAUACACGUGACCGGGAUGCUUAUCCCAGUUACGUGACGUUUUCCAGCAUCCAGGUCUCCGUGAUCGUCGAUACCAUGCUGGCUUUUUUCGAUCGCUUUAACUGGACCAAUGCUGGCGUCAUUUAUGAUAUGAGCGGGUUGCCCAGCUAUUAUGAACUCAUUGGGACAAUGAAAACCCAGACGGCCAUGGUGGGGUCACCGGUACAAUUCGGUUAUCAUGGAGUGCGUUUGGAUAAAGCCUUCGCGCCUAAAUCUCUGCUUCUCACCGUAAAAACCUACGCAAGAAGUAUGUGA